GGCGAAUCCCCGGACUGAGUAAAAUUGCAGCCCGUCUUAGCGAGGCCAACCAUUGGGUGAAAACCCCAGGAUGCGGGCGAGCUGAGCAGUUGUUGCCGACCGUUGCCGACCAUUGCAGACCAUUGCAGACGCGGUGGAGGCGAGGCAAUUUCCCCCGGCCCGGCCCGACACAACCAUAGGCUGGCCAGCCCACGCCACCGGAGAUUCAUCGCCUGUUCCUGCGGGAUCACAAGCUGGCGUGCCACUCCUCCUGCAGCGAGCAUCCAGGCGAGAGGCGAAGCGAUGUUGCAUCAUCACCAUUGCUGCAGGUCCGGCAGGUCCUGCAUGUGCUUCCCCUCUCGCGGCGCGGGGUUUAUAAAUUGAAGGGGCUGGUCGGUUCUUCAAGGCUGAUCCGCAGACGCGACUCGUCUUGGAGAUUCUGACCGACCCUCAUCCUUCACACCAUGUCGCUGCGAUCUCUUCUCACCGUGAGCGGCCUCGUCUGCUCGGGACUCGCCGGGGUGCUGCCCAAGCGGGCCACCCUGGAUUCCUGGCUUAGCAGCGAAGCGACCGUGGCACGUACGGCCAUCCUGAAUAACAUCGGGGCGGACGGCGCGUGGGUGUCGGGCGCGGACUCGGGCAUUGUCGUCGCUAGUCCCAGCACCGAUAACCCGGACUAUUUCUACACCUGGACUCGCGACUCCGGUCUCGUCAUCAAGACCCUGGUCGAUCUCUUCCGCAAUGGCGACUCCGACCUGCUCUCCACCAUUGAGCACUACAUUUCCUCUCAGGCCAUCGUCCAGGGCAUUAGCAACCCUUCGGGAGAUCUGUCCUCGGGCGGACUGGGUGAGCCCAAGUUCAAUGUCGACGAGACAGCCUAUACCGGGUCGUGGGGACGGCCUCAGCGGGAUGGUCCGGCUUUGAGAGCCACCGCCUUGAUCGACUUUGGGCAGUGGUUGGUUGACAAUGGCUACACUAGUGUCGCGACGGAUAUUGUGUGGCCCCUGGUUCGGAACGACCUGUCGUAUGUGGCGCAAUACUGGAACCAGACGGGAUAUGAUCUCUGGGAGGAAGUGAACGGCUCGUCGUUCUUCACCAUCGCUGUGCAGCACCGCGCCCUGGUGGAGGGUAGCGCCUUCGCGGCCAGCGUCGGCUCGUCCUGCUCCUGGUGCGACUCGCAGGCACCCGAGAUCCUCUGCUAUCUGCAGUCUUUCUGGACUGGCAGCUACAUUUUGGCCAACUUUGAUAGCAGUCGGUCUGGCAAGGAUGCGAACACCCUCCUGGGAAGCAUCCACACCUUUGACCCGGAGGCCGGCUGUGAUGACACGACCUUCCAGCCGUGCUCGCCGCGUGCGCUUGCCAACCACAAGGAGGUGGUCGAUUCGUUCCGGUCGAUCUAUACCAUCAACGAUGGCUACACGGACAGCGAGGCUGUUGCGGUUGGUCGCUACCCUGAGGAUUCGUACUACAACGGUAACCCGUGGUUCCUGUGCACCCUGGCCGCUGCAGAGCAGCUGUACGACGCGCUCUACCAGUGGGACAAGCAGGGAUCAUUGGAGGUGACCGACGUGUCGCUGGACUUCUUCCAGGCCCUGUACAGUGAUGCUGCCACGGGCACGUACUCGUCCUCUAGUGCCACCUACAGCAGCAUUGUGGAUGCCGUGAAGACUUUUGCGGAUGGAUUCGUUUCGAUUGUCGAAACUCAUGCGGCCAGCAACGGCUCCUUGUCCGAGCAGUUCAGCAAGUCGGAUGGCGAGGAGCUCUCUGCUCGCGACCUGACCUGGUCGUAUGCUGCCCUGUUGACGGCCAACAACCGUCGUAACUCGGUCGUGCCCGCUCCCUGGGGUGAGACCUCGGCCAGCAGCGUGAUUGGAACCUGUGCGGCUACGUCGGCCACGGGCACCUACAGCAGUGUGACGGUUACCUCAUGGCCGACUAUCGUGGCGAGUGGCACCACUGCCACUACCACGGCCACGGGCAGUGUGACCACCACCUCGAGCAGCAAGACCACCACCACCGCCAGCAAGACGACGACUUCAACCGCGUGCAGCACCCCGACCGCUGUGGCCGUGACCUUUGACCUGACCGCGACCACCACUUACGGAGAGAACAUCUACCUGGUGGGAUCGAUCUCGCAGCUGGGUGACUGGGAUACCAGCGAUGGUGUGGCCCUCAGCGCUGACAAGUAUACCUCCAGCGACCCGCUGUGGUAUGUGACGGUGAGCCUGCCCGCGGGCGAGUCGUUCGAGUACAAGUUCAUCCGGAUUGAGUCGGAUGGAACGGUGGAAUGGGAGAGUGACCCGAACCGGGAGUACACUGUUCCUCAGGAGUGUGGCACAUCGACUGCGACGGUGGAUGAUACCUGGCGGUGAUUGAUGUCUAUGUACCGAGUAGAGAGAGUGUGUUUAUGUGGUGGAUGUGUAACAGAGGGUCUGUCAUGUGAUGAAGAAGAUAGUCGGCACAACGGAUCGGAGAUACGAAUAAUCUAAGUGAUUUCUGCAGGAGAUCGGG
This is a messenger RNA of Aspergillus ibericus CBS 121593, 2490 nucleotides long. Its product is annotated as putative glucan 1,4-alpha-glucosidase. Gene Ontology annotation, molecular function: glucan 1,4-alpha-glucosidase activity; starch binding. NCBI's taxonomy places the organism in Eukaryota, Fungi, Ascomycota, Eurotiomycetes, Eurotiales, Aspergillaceae. The transcript is spliced from 5 exons. Gene Ontology annotation, biological process: polysaccharide catabolic process. Gene Ontology annotation, cellular component: fungal-type vacuole. The record is from RefSeq and is a predicted model, not a curated record. The coding region runs from base 444 to 2351 and encodes 635 amino acids.